Molecule: messenger RNA, 3294 nt
Organism: Hirsutella rhossiliensis
Lineage: Eukaryota; Fungi; Ascomycota; Sordariomycetes; Hypocreales; Ophiocordycipitaceae
Product: HECT-domain (ubiquitin-transferase) domain-containing protein
Exons: 6
Coding region: 1-3294 (1097 amino acids)
Biological process (GO): ubiquitin-dependent protein catabolic process; protein polyubiquitination
Molecular function (GO): ubiquitin protein ligase activity; protein binding
Source: RefSeq, a predicted model, not a curated record
AUGUUCUCGACCUUUACGGGCAACUCGAGGAGGCCCCGAAAUGUCAACCUGAGCGGGCAGGCCGGCAAUCCUUUCGCCAACACGGCAUGGAGCCCUUCACUCGCCUCCAGCGCAACCAAAACCGUCUCCGACGCACAGGCCGAGCGAGAGAGGCGGCAGCUCGAACGUCAGCGCUUGAAAGCAGCUGGCACGAUUCAAAGGGUCUGGAGGGGGCACAAGUCAAGAAGGACUCUGGCCGACAACUGGAGGGCCACUUUCGACCAUGUCUAUCGCUCUGCUUCCGCCAAUAGCCCCAGUCAGAGGUUGACGUCCACCUUCAACCUGUUGCUUGCCUUCUUCUCAGCUCGCCGCACCGACGAUGUCCGAAGAGUGUUCCUGUUCGCCCGAGAUUCAGACGCCGUCGACCUUGAACAAAUUAGCCCCACCAACACACAUCCUUCUCGGCUACGGCGCCUCAUGGGUAUACUUGUCAAGUCGUUGAAUAUCGUGUCUUUAAGGAGCGAACUGCACCAGGACUUAGGGCCCCUCUUGAAGCUCAUCGUUCGCAUCGUCUCAAGCUCGCCCGCCACGAUCGACAAGGACUUGGGUGACUAUUUCCAGGCCUUGGCUCAGCUGUCUCGCGUCCGUGAUGCAGGCCAGUGGACAGCCUUGUUCGUCGAGGCGGUUGCUACGCCUUUACGGGUAGCUUCGGAAAGCACAGAAGCCUCCGUGUAUAAAGCGCUCGCCUAUCGCUUUUUGGCACACAACGACAUGGUCCAGUUCCAAGACAAUAUUGCACUCUUCUCAGAACGCAUCGACGCAGACAAGCUCUCCGAUGCGAUCAGAACCGGUUACCCAGGCGCCACAUGUGCACCUGUCUCCAAAGACGGUCUUUUAUGGUUACUGGCGCACUUUGUCGAUCUAGGCCGCCGGUGGCUAAAUCCACUCAAUAAGCUUGCGUAUCUCGGUGCUCUUUUCCCGCAACUGUCGUUUUUAUCGUCUGAAAUCAGCUUGCGGCAUGCGAUGAAACCUGCUCCCGAGCCCUCUUCCGCCGAGGUCGACGACUCGCUGAUCCCACCUCUCCAGCCGUACAUCUCGCGCCUCCUUCUUUCGCUCGGGGACCAUGAUGGCAUCUCUAGACUUCUGCGUGACUUCUCGGAUAGCUUGUCCCAGACAUCGAACCAUGAGUUCCAGGGAACAAGUGUUCUCGCGGGCUACAUCCUGACUCUUCUGCAAUGCUUCCCGGCCAGCGCCGACGACACCCGCAUGCGUCUUUUUCUCGAGCAGAUUCCCUCGGCGUCCGGCCAGGUCCCCACAAUCAAAUUUCUAUGGCAAAUUAUGCAGGAGACUUCGGUUUUUCAGAAAUUGAGAUCGGAAUCCGAGCAGCCCUCCGCCGUCCUCCGGAGAUACCUUCAUAGGACCUCGCAGCUGUUGAGUGAGACGCCUGAAGAGCGAGAAUGGCGCAUCAUCCUCCUUUUUCUUGAGCUUUACAUAUUCAUCCUCCGCCUCAGCGAUGAUGAGGAUUUCAUCAGCGGCAUGACCACUCAAGUCCUGCAAACGAAUUCGUCGACCUCACGUCUCCGGUCCUGCAGCUUGCCUCUUGAAGACGUGAAGGCUCUCACCAUAUUUCUGAAGAAUGCAGCCUUCACACUCCAUUACAAAGCCAACGAACUUUCGCGAACACCGCAUACGAUCGAGUCGACUACCAAGUCUCGCCUUGACUCCUACCUGGGCGCAGACGGAGCGGGAAGCGAGGUCGACCUGGAUGGUCUUCGAACCAUACUUACCACGCCCUUGAAGAUGCUAUAUGAGAGGGAUUCGAGAAAGCAUUUCUUAGCUCCCGAUGACUGGCUUAUGCCUGGAAAACUAGAGCAAGAGGACUUUGUCAGCGCGGUCAUAGCAGAGGAGGAACGACAGAAUAAGGAGGAGUAUGAGGGGAGCGAAGAAGAAGCGGAACCUGCCGUGCUUGGUUUCGACCCUGACUUCGGGGUUCACUCGACACUCGCGGGCCAGCGACUAACACGCCACCUCGAGAUUCUGAAGCACAUGCCUUUUGUCGUCCCCUUUGAGACCCGGGUCCGGAUUUUCCGACAGUUUGUGCAACUGGACCGGUCUCGCAGGGGGGGCGACAAUCCCUUCCACAUGUUUCCCAUACACCCGUCUGCCAGGCACCACGCAAGGAUUCGACGAGGGCAGUUGUUCGAGGACGCAUACAAGCAAUUUUACCAGCUGGCGGAAGGCUUGAAAGACCCCAUACAGAUUACUUUUGUGGAUCAAUUCGACACGCCAGAGGCCGGGAUAGAUGGUGGCGGCGUCACCAAGGAGUUCCUGACGAGCGUCACUGAACAAGGGCUUCUGUUUCCCAAUCCAACGGCUGCCGACACCUUGCGCGAGUCUCUACGAAGCCACGGGCUGACUGAGAACGACGCCGAAUGGAGAGAGGCCAUGGCAAGCAUGUACAAGCGCUUCGAGUUUCUGGGUCGGAUUGUGGGCAAGUGCAUGUACGAGGGGAUUCUCGUCGAUCUCGCGUUUGCUGGCUUCUUCCUGCUGAAGUGGCCGUCGACGGGCCCAAAGGAAGAGAACACGUACAAGGGCAGCAUCAACGAUUUGCGGGACAUGGACGAAGGCCUCUACAAGGGGAUGCUGCGACUCAAAAACUAUGCAGGCGAUGUCUCGGAGCUUGGCUUUGACUUUACUGUGGAAGACCAAGUCUCGCGGCCCGGGGAGCCUGUUAAGACAGUCACAAGGAAGCUAAUCAGCAACGGCGAUCAGACGCCGGUCAACAACGACAAUCGCCUCCUCUACGUUUCAUACAUGGCUCGCCAUCGACUUGUGGUGCAGCCGUCACUGCAGACGACGGCAUUUCUGCGGGGGCUUCGCGCCAUCAUCCGCCCCUCGUGGCUGUCCAUGUUUAACCAGUCGGAGCUGCAGCGUCUCGUGGGCGGCGACUCGUCGGAAAUCGACAUUGCAGACCUGCGGCGUAAUACGGUCUACAGCGGACUUUACGAGAUAGGCGACGAUGGAGAGGAGCACCCGACAAUCAAGCUAUUCUGGAAGGUGAUGGAGGGCUUCACGGAUGCACAGAGGCGAGACGUGCUCAAGUACGUGAGCUCGACGCCACGAGCGCCUCUUCUGGGCUUUUCGCAGUUGAGGCCCAGUUUUAGCAUCAGGGACGGCGGAACCGACGAGGAACGCCUGCCAAGCACGAGCACGUGUGUCAAUCUGUUGAAGCUGCCGCGAUACACGCGGGAGGAAAGGCUAAGGGAGAAAUUGCUCUACGCAGUGACAUCGGGCGCGGGAUUCGACUUGAGUUAA